Gasterosteus aculeatus aculeatus (three-spined stickleback) is the source of this 1987-nucleotide messenger RNA. It is a transcript of the gene antkmt, whose product is annotated as adenine nucleotide translocase lysine methyltransferase. Gene Ontology annotation, biological process: positive regulation of proton-transporting ATP synthase activity, rotational mechanism; peptidyl-lysine trimethylation; regulation of mitochondrial ATP synthesis coupled proton transport. The record is from RefSeq and is a predicted model, not a curated record. Gene Ontology annotation, cellular component: mitochondrion. Gene Ontology annotation, molecular function: protein-lysine N-methyltransferase activity. Lineage: Eukaryota; Metazoa; Chordata; Actinopteri; Perciformes; Gasterosteidae.
AUAUCUUUGUUAAUUACUAUAUUGCCUGCAGCUUGUUUAUCUACAAGUACGGCGUCAUUGUGGUCUUGUUAAUAAACGUGUUAUUACUGUAAUCAGUCGGAUGACGUCUAGAUUCAAAAUAAAAAACAGCGUCCGUGUGACCCUCAACCUGCGGCACGCGACCCGAAGGGGACCUAAAAUAAUCAUUGUAACCGAUACCCGAAAAAAACAAUCCUAGCAAAGUAACGUUAUGUUAGCUUCUAUGUGUAGGCUGCAACACAAUGGCUCAUGGUUAAUACAGCUUUUUAAAUGAUUUCAUCAGUUCAUUGUUUUGGUUUAUCUCCUAGAUUAGACAUUGUUUUUUAUCAAAUGUCACUACACCGGUAUGGGGCGAAAUGUGAUCACCCAACAAGGCAAACUGGGGGUAGAGGGCAAAACGCAACAAGUGGCAUUGCUUUGUAAUAAUUGGAGGUAAUUGUUUUAUAAUUGAAGGUAUAGCCUGCAAUCACUGAGCCUGACACGGUAGUACUAUGCAUCUAAUGAGAUUAUAUAUUUAUUUUUUCAAGGCCACGCCCCUCUGCCAUAGAAUAUACAAUGUCAUACAACAAAAAAGAUAAGACAUAUUACCCUGUCUAGAGUUAGAUUAACUUGAACCCCAAACUACAAAUGUCAUGCAGGAAUGGAUGAUGAUGAUGCGCCCAAUGAGGCCUUAGCUGAGUUCAAGACAAAGCCCCUUGGAGGAUGGGGUGUUGCUCAGAUAGCUGUCGGCACUGGGCUCACCGUGUAUGCCGUAUGGGUGGGAAUCCUCCAGCCGGGCUUCCGAAAAGUCCCUUUGAGGCUACAGGUCCCGUACAUUCCUGCCAGCAAAGCACAAGUAGAUCAUGUAAUGUCAUUGUUCAAAGGUCGAAAGGGAGGCCUUGUGGAUUUGGGAUCUGGUGAUGGCCGCAUUGUUCUGGAAGCACAUCGCCAGGGUUUCACUCCUGCUGUUGGCUAUGAGCUCAACCCUUGGCUGGUUCGCUUGGCCAACUUCCAUGCCUGGAGAGCAGGCCAUCACGAUGCAGUGUCGUACCGACGGGAAGAUCUCUGGAAGGUCGACUUGACGGAAUGCAAGAAUAUCACAGUAUUUUUGGCUCCUAGUGUGCUUUCCUUGCUGCAGAAGAAGUUGCAGAAUGAGCUUUCUGAUGAUGCUUUAGUGGUAGCUGGUCGUUUUCCCUUCCCUGACUGGACACCCUGCAGGAUUGAGGGGCAUGGUGUGAACAGAGCCUGGGCGUAUAGCAUGCAGGCACAAAGGCAGCACACCUUAAAGAAAAAUGACACGCUCACGGAUAGCAACCUCAACAAUGAACUUACCAAGGAGAAAGGAUCCACUUGAAGAACCAUGGAUGUUUUCAGUCUUUUGCACUUUAUUAUGGCAACAUUUAAUCAUCAAUCCUGCUAAGGGGAUGUAAAUACUAUUUUCUUAAAAACUAAGAAUAUUUAACCUAACUCAACUUGUCAGUUGUAAUUUUUAAUUUUAUCAAAGUUUGAACCACGUUUGAACAAAUGUUUUCCUUGAGAGCACUGUAAAUCUGUUAGGUAUUACCUGCCUGGGGGAGAGAAUUUAAAUAUAUCCUAUCAUCUAUGAUAUUGUAUACUUUGUUCAGUUUAUGUCACAAAACUGAACAUUAUUUUAAAUUAUUAUUUUAAGUGUUUAUUGAUUUGAGUCAUAAUUAUUAUAUUAUUAUUAUCACUUUAAUAUUUCUUAUACAUGUCUAUAUAUAGUUAAACAACUAAUGUGGAAAUUUUGGAUUCUAUGAUGCAGCUAAUUUUCUACAGGUAAGGUGAAGACAAAAUUUUAAUUCUCUUGUGUGAUGGUCAAAGGGACUUAGUGCUGUGGAAAUGUUUUCAUCUCAACAAGUCUGGACUGUAUCUCUCGAGGCUCCGGAUGUGAACGGUGACUAUUGUUUUCAUCAAUCUCACAAACAGAUUAAGUGAAAUUGUGAAUAAAGAGUACAUACAAUAACCAUAA